UUACAAAUUCUAUUGAUGUCUAUUACAGGAGAAUCCAGAAAAUAUCUAGUAAAGACAGCUAAUAAAAAUGAAAUCGAAAAAAGAACUGAAAAACCUGAAGAGGUUACUCAGAAUGGAACAGAUUAUAGUAUUCAAGAUGAAGAACCUGAUAAUAUGCUAGUAUCUUUAAAACCAAAAGAUGGUCUGGCCUUUAGAUCAGAUUCAAUAGAAGAAUCCAAAUACUGUGAUGAUCCAUUUUUCUUAUCCUGUGAGAUAGCAGAUAAGAUCAGUGCAAAACUUCUUGGAAAAGAAAGUAUUCAACUUCCCGGGAAUAUAGAGUUAAAGUUUAAGAAUAAAGUUCCAGGUAAUGAAAAUGCUUACAAUUAUGAAGGAGAUGGGUCCAGCCUUAUUGUUACCUAUAAUCCUGCAAGCGGUGGGUUGAGUGGAACUGCGUACACCAAGGAUGGUCGUACAUUUGUAUUGGAAAAUAUUGGGAAGGAGGGACAUUUGUGGAAAGAAAUGGACAUGCAAAAGCUUGAUGCUCUAAAAUCUGGCAAAAAUGGAAAGGAUUUUGUAGGGCCAAGCGCUAACAAUGACAGUACAGCAUUUGAUUUUGAUUCAAAGGAAAAUACUGAAGAUAAUGUCACCAUGGCAUACAUAUCUGUUAAAGUUUACUACACAAGAGAGUUUGCAAGUCAGACAAACAAUAUAAAUGAAUUUGUUGAUAAAAUGUUAGCCUUAACAAAUCAAGGAUUUUUUAACAGCAAAGUUCCAAUUACUGUGGUUAAAAAUUGCGUAGAAGCAGCAGACGUUAAUGACAUUUAUGACAUGAAUGAACAGUUAGAGGAAUUUACAACAUUAAGAAAAUCCUUCGAAGAUCUUAGAGAUACUGCUGAUACAGCUACUCUUUUGACAACAAAGAGCAACUAUUGUGGACUAGCCUAUACGUUUGCUUUCAAUGGAAAUGCCCUCAGUGUUGUUGCAAAACACUGUGUGGAGACAUAUACUUACGGACAUGAACUUGGUCAUAACUUAGGCGCUUACCAUAACAUUGAGAAUAAUAACCCAGUAUAUCCAUAUGGCCAUGGCAACCGUAUUGACCCAACAAAUGGAAACGAAGGAUAUCAUACUAUAAUGUCUUACUCUGCCAAUGGAUAUAGAAACCAAGUAAACUUUUAUGCUAACCCAGCAGUUAUUUUACCUGAAACUGGGACGCCUACUGGUGAUGAAAAGCUGUCAAACACUGCUGCUGUAUUUUUGCGAAACCGAUUCAGAAUGGCUGAGGUUGGAGAUGAGUCUCGAAAGUGCGACUCAGGAGAGGAUACCAGUUCAGGGCCAAAGGAUACCAACUCAGGAGAGGUAACUGACUCAGGGCCGAAGGAUACCAACUCAGGAGAGAAUACCGACUCAGGGCCAAAGGAUACCAACUCAGGAGAGGUUACUGACUCAGGGCCGAAGGAUACCAACUCAGGAGAGGUUACUGACUCAGGGCCGAAGGAUACCAACUCAGGAGAGGUUACUGACUCAGGGCCGAAGGAUACCAACUCAGGAGAGAAUACCGACUCAGGGCCAAAGGAUAUCAACUCGGGAGAGAAUACCGACUCAGGGCCAAAGGAUACCAACUCAGGAGAGAAUACCGACUCAGGGACGAAGGAUACAGGAGGUCGCCCCUCAAAAAUUACUCCAACUAAAAAAUGGGGGGGAGCUAUUGAAAAUGGAGGAAAUAGUAGAUUUCGACUAUAUCCUAGUAGAUUCCGAAUCAACCCUCAUAACUUCCGACUCAACCGUCGUAGCUUCCGGUUUCCACGAUAUGGCAAAUAGAAUAAGUAGAUGUUUUUGCAAAUGGAAUUGGCUUUAGUGUAUUUAUUAGUGCAUAGUUUAGAACAAUAAAUUAUUACUAAUUAAA
Eurytemora carolleeae is the source of this 1885-nucleotide messenger RNA. RefSeq lists its product as uncharacterized. The coding region runs from base 16 to 1800 and encodes 594 amino acids. The transcript is spliced from 2 exons. The record is from RefSeq and is a predicted model, not a curated record. Gene Ontology annotation, molecular function: metallopeptidase activity. Lineage: Eukaryota; Metazoa; Arthropoda; Copepoda; Calanoida; Temoridae.